AUGGCAUCUCCGUCUACUGCCGCCCUGAGCGCCUAUCGCCAGAUCCUACGUGCCACUCGUGUUGCCUUCCGAGACGACGUCCGAGUGAUGGUUGCCUCUCGUCAAGAAGCCCGUCGCAACUUCGAUCAGAACCGCCGUGUCGCCGUUGACACCGGUAUGCAGAUCAACCACGCCAUCGAGGUUGCCAACAUUCUCCGCCACAAUCUGGUGCAGGGUGCUCGUGAAGAUGGCAACGAGGCCGCCAAGUGGGAACUCCGGAUCCAUGACGAGAUUGAGCGCGGCGACAAUGACUCGAUCAAGGUUGGUGGCAAGGACGUCAAGAUUCACAAGGCUUGCUCCUCUUGA
This is a messenger RNA of Penicillium verhagenii, 345 nucleotides long. Its product is annotated as LYR motif-containing protein. Gene Ontology annotation, biological process: mitochondrial respiratory chain complex III assembly. The transcript has 3 exons. Bases 1 to 345 code for a protein of 114 amino acids. NCBI's taxonomy places the organism in Eukaryota, Fungi, Ascomycota, Eurotiomycetes, Eurotiales, Aspergillaceae. The record is from RefSeq and is a predicted model, not a curated record.